AUGUCGCCUACCCAAAGUUACAAAGACACCAGAACAACGAGCCACGAUAAUGUGAGCCAAGCACCUUACUCGCCGACCUACUCAGUCAACCUCGGCCAGAAAAACUACGCCCAACCUCACCUAGUGGACCGUCCUGCUGGUCUCUGCGAUCGUAACACUAGUAGAUUGGACUUUGCUACACCCACGAAGGCUACACAAGAAGACCCCUGGCGUCACACUAAUGCCCACCGAGUCUCAUUUCCCGUGUCCUCCCCCCGAGGUGGCACGUGGUCGUCUUCCAUUAAAAGCUACUACGAACGCGAAUCCAUCAAGACGGCCAGCGCUGAUGACCCGGGCCUCAUGACCCAAUACUACGGCACACAGCAGACCUGCAUUGCGAGGUACCUGCCGCAGUCUCACCAAUAUGAGCAGAAACAACACAUCCGACUGCAUGAUCAGUACCACCAAGAUGACUGGUGGAAUUCCGCUGGGCCACAGAAACCUCUUGCCACUUCCAGCAUUACCUAUCAGCCCCAGGGACCCUCUUUUUACAAUCUACAGGAACAAAAAAAGCAGGUUGUGCAAUGCCAGCCCCAACAGCAUCAAAGCUUUAUAUCAGGUACAUAA
This is a messenger RNA of Mesocestoides corti, 606 nucleotides long. The record is from the annotation of a GenBank genome assembly. Lineage: Eukaryota; Metazoa; Platyhelminthes; Cestoda; Cyclophyllidea; Mesocestoididae.